GGAUCCUGCAGGACCCAGACUGGUCCGGUCGGUCCCGCUUCCUCUGCUGCAGAAUAAGAAGCGGUCUGCGGGCUGAACGGGAUCCUCCAGCAGGGACUCACAUCACUCAUCCUCCCGGCAGUCAGAGCGGGAUCCUCCGCGCGGACUGAGACCAGGAUUUACCCACCUGCUCCCGACCCGGGUUUUAGUAUGAGACUGGUGGACAGACUGAUGAGGAGGUCAUGGAGACACGGAGCUGCGGAGUCCGACACAUGUGCACCCUGACCCUGCUGCUGGCCUCCGUGUGUCCGCUGUGCUGCAGAGCCAGCUGGGUGCGGUUGGGUCUGACCCCGGCGGGAGUCCCGGAGAAGUUGGGCUGCAGCUCGCCCCCGCUCAGCCCCAAACAGCGCGAGCUGUGCCGGAAGAAGCCGUUCCUGCUGCCCAGCAUCCAGGACGGAGCCCGGCUGGCCGUCACCGAGUGUCAGAGCCAGUUCAGACACGAGAGGUGGAACUGCUCCACCGGAGACCGGCAGUCCGUGUUCGGCCACGAGCUCACGAGCGGAACUAAAGAGACGGCGUUCUUGUAUGCGGUGAUGGCGGCAGGGCUGGUCCACGCCGUCACGCGCUCCUGCAGUCAGGGCAACCUGACGGAGUGCGGCUGCGACGCCCGGCGGCAGGGCGGCGGCUCGCCGGCCGAGGGCUGGCACUGGGGCGGCUGCUCCGACCACAUCCAGUACGGAACCUGGUUCAGCAGGAAAUUCAUCGACGGCGCCCCCAAAAACACGUCGACAGCUCGAGGAGGAUACACGCUGCUGACCAUGAACCAGCACAACAGCGAGGCCGGACGACAGGCCAUCGACCGGACGAUGUCCACUGACUGUCGCUGUCACGGCGUCUCCGGCUCCUGUGCGGUGAAGACGUGUUGGAGGACGAUGGCGGCGUUUGAGCGUGUCGGCGUGUAUCUGAAGGAGCGGUACGAGCACAGUGUCCAGGUGUCUGACAGAUCGAGGAGGAAGACGAGGAGGAAGGAGCAGCGCCGCCUCCCCGUUGACAAACACCAGCUCAUCUUCAUCAACAAGUCUCCAAACUACUGCCUGGAGGACCGGCGCGUCGGCGUGUUCGGCACCAGAGGGCGCCGCUGCAACCGGACAUCCAGCGGCUCCGAUGGCUGCAACCUGCUCUGCUGCGGCCGCGGAUACAACACGCACCUGGUCAGACACGUCCAGCGCUGCGAGUGCAAGUUCGUCUGGUGCUGCUACGUCCACUGCAGGCGCUGCGAGAGCAUGAACGACAUGCACACCUGCAAAUAGACACGAGUCACACCUGCAACUAAACACGAGUCACACCUGCAGAUAAACACGAGUCACACCUGCAACUAAACACGAGUCACACCUGCAGAUAAACACGAGUCA
This is a messenger RNA of Thunnus maccoyii (southern bluefin tuna), 1391 nucleotides long. It is a transcript of the gene wnt16, whose product is annotated as wingless-type MMTV integration site family, member 16. The transcript is spliced from 4 exons. Bases 222 to 1289 code for a protein of 355 amino acids. Gene Ontology annotation, biological process: cell fate commitment; multicellular organism development; canonical Wnt signaling pathway. Gene Ontology annotation, molecular function: cytokine activity; frizzled binding. Gene Ontology annotation, cellular component: extracellular region. NCBI's taxonomy places the organism in Eukaryota, Metazoa, Chordata, Actinopteri, Scombriformes, Scombridae. The record is from RefSeq and is a predicted model, not a curated record.